AUGUUCUCUGGCAGCGAUUCAGGCUCUCACGUUUUUAAUGGCAUGUCUUUCCUUAAUACUGCCCAAAAAUCGACUCCUAGGUCUUUGGGUUCUGCAUUACCUGAAAGUCUGGAUCUAUUCAAUGACACAUCUCUGGCGGCAAUGCAACAGGUCACGCAGCCACCCUGCAACCCAUUUCAACAAGGCGCAUAUAUUUACAAAAAUCAGCAACUCCAAUCAUUGCAUGAUCACUGCAAAACCUUGGAGAUGCAGAUAGUCAAGAUCACUGCUGAGCACGACACAAUACUGUCGAGUUUCCAACUGCUUGCAGGCGCUGUACAGCUUCAUGAUGCAGAUCCCUUCAAGUUUAACACAACCUUCAAUUCACCAUCACAAGGAGAUCGGCUGAACUCUGAGACACAUACCGACAUCAAAUUCUGGAACCCAUCUGAAUAUCUUACAUGGCUCGAUUCACAUGAGGCACAACUUGGCAACCGUGGUAAACUCCCUUACCUUGAGCAGGAGGAUGGUGACCCAGUGCAAGAUGACGAAAUCGAUGUGAUACGCAAAACUUUGCGGGGUGCAUUUUCUGAACUCAACAACCGGGGACUCGCUCCAAUGCGUUGGGGUAACCUGACUGCAUCAGAUACUGAUUUGAUGAAUAGUAUAAUGGAGAAGACCCACCCUAUCUUCAGGCUGGCCAACAAUGGCUGGAAGCUGCAUUACCUCACCAUGUCAUCCUAUCCUUCUUGGCGACAAAAUCACAUCGAGAAUGGUGCGAGCGAUAACAGCAAGAAACACAAGCAUUCAAUGUCUUCCAUCAAGUCAGAGGUCAAUGAGAAAAAAAUCAAGAUCAAUUCUUCAGUGUCUCCGAUCAUAGCAGACCCAGAAUUACCUGCAGCCAGUGCUUCGACAUCUCCUGCCACUGAAUCGUCUGGAUUGGACCCCAUAGAACCUAUCUUGGAAUUGCCUGCAGCUGAGCUACCUACAGCUGGUCCUUCGAUAUCUCUUGCCAUGGAAUCACCUGAGUUGGACCCCAAUGAAUCUGUUUCAGACUCGGCUACAGCUGCCAGUGCUUCGCCUUUGUCUCUCUUGCAACAACUCGAUCAUGCAUCCGAAUUUUCUCCAUGUGCCGGCACAUCCCUGCCUUUGCAACCACCUGUCUCGAAUUUUCCCCCAGUUGCUCCGUCUCCACUUGCACAGCACUCAACUUUAGAAGUUCCUGCUGUCGUUCUAUCUCCACCACAGCAGCCUGUUAUAACACCAACACCUCAGAUCAAGAUUGUGAAUCCGUUAACUGCUCUUGCUCUUGCUGCAUCUCAAAUCAUUUUGCCUCCACCGCCACCUGCUAAUCCAUCACUCAAGUCUCCACCUGACACCACCAUCACUGUGAAGAAAGGUAAGAACAGUGGGACCAAGAGCAGUACCAAGGGCAAGAUGUGUCCUAGCCAAACCAAAAACGGACGGAACCUGUGCACCUUACGUUGGUUAAAACAAACCAAGUUGAAUGGCACGACCGAGGAGUUCAAUGCCUACUACAACUCCCUCACGUCGACGCAAUGCACGGCAACUGCAUGGGUAUGGGUAACCCGCACGGGUCACGGGUAA
Suillus discolor is the source of this 1587-nucleotide messenger RNA. RefSeq lists its product as uncharacterized. The record is from RefSeq and is a predicted model, not a curated record. NCBI's taxonomy places the organism in Eukaryota, Fungi, Basidiomycota, Agaricomycetes, Boletales, Suillaceae. The coding region runs from base 1 to 1587 and encodes 528 amino acids. The transcript is spliced from 9 exons.